UUGUACGGACUGAAGGUCCCACAAAUCCAGGAAUUCCAGACUGUGCUUGCAAAAUCUCUGAUAGACUACCAGAACGACCAUUCCUUGAUUCCCCCGAGAAUAGUUACCACCACUCCAUAUGCAACGCAUCUGUUUAUGGCUUCGACCGGCGAGACUGUUGGAAUGAAAGCUUUAACAGGUUCCAAACAGGGGUUUACGGGGGUGACCACGAUAUUGGACAAGGAAGUCGGUUUCCCCACUGGUAUUCUUAAUGCUGCUACUUUGACUGCUUUUAGAACUGCGCUUUGCACCAGUCUUGCUUUGGUCAAAACUUUGCCUAUUGGAUCUGUUGGACCAUUUAAGGAAACACUUAUUUGCGUCGGAGUCGGUGCUCAAGGAAAAUGGCACACGAGAUUGGCUUUGAUUCUGUACCCUCAACGCUUUGAUAACGUGGUUUUCAUCAACAGAUCUGUUGAUAAAGCUGAGGCAAUUGCUAGCGAGUUCCAGUUGGAAUUUCCGUCGAUAAAAUUCCAGGCAGCAAAGACUGGCAGCAAGGACCUGAAAAGCUACUUUGAAAAGGCAUCAUGCAUAUUCACCUGUAUUCCAAGCACGGAACCUACCAUCCUCAAAGACUACGUGGUUAAUAACUCUGUCGAAAAAGUGUUUGUCGGAGCUAUUGGAUCCUACAAGCCACAGAUGAUCGAGAUCGAGGGAGAACUGCUCAAAGCUUCCCUAUCGUCAGAUACGAAAAUCCUUGUUGACUCGAUCGGCCAUUGUUUGGAAGAGGCCGGCGAAUUUAUCCAAAAUGAUAUUGGGGCAUCUUCCCUAAUUGAGAUAUCGGAGCUUUACAUGGAUUCCGAAAAGGGUCGGGAGCAACUGGCAAAAAUGGCCGCUUCAAAGGUCGUCAUUUCCAAGAUUGUUGGCCUGUGUAUCAUGGAUGUCUCGGUCGGUGCCCACGUGAUCGAAAAGGCCAAGGAACAGAACAUUGGUGUCGUUCUCGAUGAGUUCUAG
Messenger RNA from Ogataea parapolymorpha DL-1, 990 nucleotides. RefSeq lists its product as uncharacterized. The transcript has a single exon. NCBI's taxonomy places the organism in Eukaryota, Fungi, Ascomycota, Pichiomycetes, Pichiales, Pichiaceae. Gene Ontology annotation, cellular component: cytoplasm. The record is from RefSeq and is a predicted model, not a curated record.